Messenger RNA from Monopterus albus (swamp eel), 6853 nucleotides. It is a transcript of the gene npas2, whose product is annotated as neuronal PAS domain protein 2. Gene Ontology annotation, cellular component: nucleus; CLOCK-BMAL transcription complex; cytoplasm. Gene Ontology annotation, molecular function: RNA polymerase II cis-regulatory region sequence-specific DNA binding; DNA-binding transcription factor activity, RNA polymerase II-specific; protein dimerization activity. Lineage: Eukaryota; Metazoa; Chordata; Actinopteri; Synbranchiformes; Synbranchidae. The record is from RefSeq and is a predicted model, not a curated record. Gene Ontology annotation, biological process: circadian regulation of gene expression; regulation of transcription by RNA polymerase II. The transcript has 21 exons. The coding region runs from base 491 to 3031 and encodes 846 amino acids.
GGGACUCUGAGCGUGGACGCACACGGGCUGCAGGCAACUCUUCAUGCAGCCUCGUCUGUGUGUGUGGAUACAUCAAUUAACUGUGUUUUCAUCGUAGCUCAGUGAAACCGAGAUGUAAAACGUGAGGUGUGCGGGCUGAGUCUGGUCGGGCUCAAUCAGGAUUUACCUUUCAAUAGACUGUAUCUCACAUUCACCGGUAAUAAUUAUUUGCAGACUGACUCGGCAGUUUCUGGGCAACUUUUUCGUGUGUAAUGUUAGGACAUCGGGGUUUUGUCGGUUAACGUUAAAACACCACUUAUUUUCCAGGUUUUCAUCUGGAUUCGUCUGGUCUUAUUCCGCAGAAUAAGGAUUUGGCAUUUCUUUGGCAGGCUGGAGGACCUGGUGUGCAGCUGGUCCACAGUAGGUUUGUCCAAAAGAGUGUUCUGACGAGAUCAGUGCGAAUGGUACUUACCGGACUCCAGAAAGGACCUGGUUGGGAAAGGGAGUGAGAAUGGACAACCUUUCUGACUUUGGUGGCCCCUGUCCAUCCACCCACAGGGAAUGGGACACCAACAACUGUGUGGAAGAUUUAAUCGAUGAAGAUGAGAAAGACAGGGCAAAAAGGGCAUCCCGUAACAAAUCAGAAAAGAAACGAAGAGAUCAAUUCAAUGUGCUCAUCAAGGAGCUAUGCACCAUGCUGCAGGGCCAAGGCCAUCCACGCAAGAUGGACAAGUCCACUAUACUGCAGAGAACUAUAGACUUCUUGAAAAAACAGAAAGACAUGACUGCACAAAAUGAAACUUGCAAUGUGAGACAGGACUGGAAACCUUCAUUCCUCAGUAAUGAAGAGUUCACUCAGCUAAUGCUGGAGGCCCUAGAUGGUUUCUUGGUGGCAUUAACUACAGAUGGAAACAUUAUAUAUGUAUCUGACAGUGUGUCUUCACUUAUCGGCCAUUUACCGUCAGAUAUGGUGGACCAAAAUAUCUUGAAUUUCCUCCCAGAGCGGGAACACGGGGAAGUGUAUAAGCUGCUAUCAUCCCACAUGCUCAUGACUGAUCCCAUCGCUGCUGACUUUCUUGACGAUGAUGCACAUAUUGAAUUUUGCUGCCAUCUUGCCAGAGGUAACAUUGACCCAAAAGAGCUGCCUGUGUACGAAUAUGUUAGGUUUGUUGGAGAUUUCAAGUUUCAUAACAAUGUGCCUACAUCUUCUUGUAAUGGGCUUGAAUUGACAUUACCGAGAAGCUUGCAGUCAACGCUGGAGGAGCAGGUCUGCCUCAUUGCUACUGUACGAUUAGUCACUCCACAGUUUCUCAAGGAUUUGUGUAAUGUGGAAGAUCCUUGUGAUGAAUUUACAUCUAGACACAGCCUUGAAUGGAAGUUCCUGUUUUUAGAUCACAGAGCUUCACCAAUCAUAGGCUACUUACCCUUUGAGGUUCUGGGAACUUCUGGUUAUGAUUACUAUCAUGUGGAUGACUUGGAGCUUAUAGCUCAGUGUCACAAGCAGUUAAUGCAGUUUGGAAAGGGUAAAUCCUGUUAUUAUCGCUUCCUGACCAAAGGCCAACAAUGGAUCUGGUUGCAGACUCACUACUACAUCACGUAUCACCAGUGGAACUCCAAACCUGAGUUCAUUGUCUGUACGCACACUGUUGUCAGUUAUGCUGAGGUGCGUGCUGAAAGGAGGAGGGAAUUUGGCCUUGAAGAGCUGUCUCCACCUGAAAUAGCUCCUUCCUCUGUGAAGGCUCAGGAGCUGUACUUGGACAUCUGCUCCACACUGGACCCUCCACAGGACAGAAACAGUGGUGCACGUUCAGUAUCCUCCCACAGCUCCCGGAAGUCCUCCCACACAGCGCUGUCAGACUCUGCGUCAGCUAACUCCUACACAGAAGCCUGCACACCAUCAUGGCAGUCUGCUUCCAUCGGGACAGAGCAGACGGCUACCAGACUCCAACCUGGUAAUUCUAAGCAGCAGCAGUCAUCUGAGUAUCAGCUGCAGCAGCCUCAGCUCGGUGUAAUGAACCAGCUGAAGGAGCAGCUGGAGGAAAGGACGCGCAUUCUGCAGGCUGACAUUAAGACGCAGCAGCAAGAGCUGCAUGACAUAAAGGAGAAGCUUCAUCUGGCUAAUCUCCAGAUGCUGUUACAGCAGCCUAUACAUAAUGACUUUGGCCAGGCCCAGCAGCAGCCUCAGCAGCAGGGCCCAGGCAGGCCAGCCCAGCAGAGCCAGUCCGGGGUGAUCAGGCAGCUCUCAGGCCAUCCUAUGCCGGCGACCUGCGGGGCCCACAGCUCAUCCCCUCACUCACUUCUGAGAGACGGCUUACCCUCAACACAGGUCCAGCAUAGGAUUGCACGGAGCGGGCAGGUGCAGUCAGUGAGUUUUCCCGUGCGGACGAACACGAGUCUGACGAUGCCUUUCUACAGCAACCCCAUGAUGUUCUCUCAGACCAGCACGAGGCCCCUGCAGGAUGCAAACCAAAGACACACUAACAAUGAGUUCAGCCAAGAUGGACAACUACGCAUGCUCCUCAACCAGCCAUUGCAGACGCUGGUUCCCACCAGCAGUGUCACGUCGCAGCCUUCCCAGUGCAACAUGGGCAUCUCCCAAACCAUAUACACCUUGGAGCAGCAGAUCAUCACUCCUUCGUUCUCCAUGCAACAGGUCAACUGCAAUGCUGUCCUUGUGCCCUCUCCAGUCUUCACCUCCCCCAUAAUGAUCCCGCACAACAGCUUCAUCACACACCAGUCACAGUCAGCCUACCACAGUCAGCCCCAGGCCUCUCAGCACUCCCUGCAGCUACAGCAGCCCCAGCAGUUCUUUCAGAUGACUCAAGGACUUGUACACAGUGGGUCUGCUCCAGCUUUCUUACACACCACUAGUGUCCCACAGCAGAGCACUGUGGGAUACCUCGAGCAGCAGCUGCAAACACAGCAGCUGCCGCAAGCACAGCAUCAACUGUUUCAACAACAACAACAACAACAACAGCAACACAGGCAGUACCAACAUUGCCAAAAUCAGACUGGCAGUGUUUCAGACUUCCGGAAUAUGUUGACUCGGUAGCGCCGUGGACAUUGUUAGAGCACGAAGGUCUCCCUCCACAUUGUUACCAUGUAGGCAGCAGCAUGUUGUGGUAUCUGGAAGUCAAGCUUGACAUCAGCUUCUGCAGUGGAAAUGCUUAAAAAUGCAAAACUGCCUGUAGUGACAUUACUUUUAAUGUGAAGCUGCCAGUCUAUUUUUCACUAGAGUGAAACCCACAAGCAUAGGCCUGCAGGAUCUGUGGAGUCUGGGGUGCUGGCCCACACCACACUCAGUCGUCAGUCAGCAAAACUGCCAGAACAAAUGGAUCAUCACAGCUUUCACAUGCUGACACUUGGGUGUUUUUAAAGAGACUUUCCUUCCAAGUAUGUGUUUGCACUUGGGUACUGCCCCUUACCCAACAGAAGAAUAUUUAUUUUUUCCCCAUGAAUUAAUAUUCAGUUUUCUUCAGGGAGAUAAUGUUUCCCCUCCCUAGUGACAUAACAUCACCACCCCAGUCAAGGUUUAUCUCACAGAUGGCACAUGGGAUCUCUAUUUCAAUGUGCUUCAUUUGGCAGACAUCAACACCCUGCAGAAGAGGAUUAUGGCCACUAUAAAAAUGUAUUUGAGUUCAAACUUUCAGAUGAGAUGACUAUCAUGUCUGAAAUAAGGUUUGGUAACAUGGUACACCAAGAAACUGGGGAGAAAAUUCUCCAAUUAUUAGAAAGGUAUAUCUAGAUUUUUAAAGCCUCAAUCUGGGACUGAAGAAAGGAUGCCACACCUAACCCACCUCUUCUCACUGAGACUGACAACACAGCUCAGAAGUUACAACUUUAGGUGUUUCUGAUGAGCUCUGCUGCAAAAGUCUUAAUGUGAUAACCAGGUUACUGGGGGGAUCUGUGCCUUUAACCAUGGUGUAUCCAUGGUGCAGAUUAUGGCUUUAAAAAUCCAGCUCAGGUCCAUUUGGGAUAUAAAGUUGUAUUUUCAUAGGUCAUAAUUUAUUAUUUUCCUCAUCAGAUUUAAACAAAAAACAUCUAGAUUUGUAUUGGAUAUAGUCCAACUAUAUAUUGGAUGCUUUUUGCGACCUUUACAUGAGUAAGCCCAAAACUCUUUCUGUAAUAAUAGUAUCUAAUAAGAUUCAUUUAGCCAUUUGCUGAAACCCCAAUGAAAUGAUUUCAUGUUUACUUAUUACAUACAGAAUACUGUGUAUUUGAAACAAUACAUGGGAUUAAGAAAUUUGUUUUAUACACACAAAAGCUAUGAUCGAUUUUAUGUUCAUUUAUAUAUUAAUAAGGGCAGUAAUGUCUUAUCCUCAUGGUUUUAUACAAGAUGUUUUCACAAGAAGAGUGCACCAUCUACACUCUGUCAUCUGUUUUCCACCAUACAACACUGCUGCACAAGUGCAUAAGCUUGGUGAUUUAAAUAUCUUAGAAACAGGGGAAAUGACCUGCAGAGAUUCUGCCUGCUGUUUGGCUGUCUGAUCAGUUUGUUCUAGUCCGUUCAGUCAUGUGUUUGGUUUGUGUGCACAUCUGAAAAGUCACUAAAUAUUUGUGACCAACUGAGCUCAUAUACAAGUAAACUUCAUAAUAUGAAUGGCAUCAUUGGAAAAUGAAAAUAUUGCUAGUAUAGAGUGUUUAUUGUUCUUGUAAGUGCACUCCUAUCUUAAUUGAUUUGAAAUUUGAACUCACCUUAAUUUAAAACUCACCUUUAAGUUUGGUCCUGUGUUACAUAGAUGCUCCCAAAUAGUUCAGCAGCAACAAAAAAAGUUUCUCAUGAUUCACUGAGAAAUGAAACAAAAUGUUCACUUUAGAACUUGUGCUAAACUUUAUAGAAAUCAGCUGUAAUGUGCAGUAGGACAGUUUAGUCUCAGCCACAUCAGCUGGACACGGUGAAGAUACAGAUAGGUGACUGAUUACAGGAAAAGCCUGAAUAAAUGAGCGGCCCUGUAAUGCCUCUAUCCACAUGGCACAGUGGGUCACUGGAUGGUUUGAUGAGUAUGGAAAUGAUGUGAAUCAUAUACUGCGGUCUUCACGGUCACAAACCAGUUGAACACCUGUGGGAGAUUUUGGACCGAUGCAUUAGACAGGGUCUCCACCACCAUCAUCAUCAUCAAAAUACCAAAUGAGGGAACAUCUUUUGGAAUAAUGGUGUUCAUCCCUCCAGUAGAGUCAAUGCCAAGGUGCACUGAAGCUGUUCUGGUGACACAUGGUGGCCCAGCACCUUAGUGAGACACUUUGUUGGUUUUUCCUUUCAUUUGUCACCCGGCUGUAGCUACGUCAUGGUCCCUUUGAGGACUGGUGCAGGUCAUACUGAAUGAAAACUGUCAGAAAACUCAGCAUGUAUGUUCCAUAAAACUGCUAUGUACACUGUCAGUUUGAAAAAGAAGAAUGUUAAUUUAUGCUGUUUUAAAUGUCAGAUGCACAGUGUAUAUAGAAGUGUAAAAUAAGACAUUGUACAUGUAAAUUAUAUGGGUUUUUUUAAAGACAAAAAUAUCCAAACAUUCCUUCAACUGUUUAUAUCAGCAAUAUCUUUUUAAACGGUACAACAUGCGUCCACUGAAGUCCGAGUAGACACGUCUGUCUACAUGAGAAGGUGAUGUAGUGUCAUUUCCUCCCAAAAACAAGAAAGCAAGGUCACAGGUUCAUCGUGACAAUAAGAUAAAUGAAGAAUUUCAGUCCUUAUGUUCUUAUCAAGCAGAUGCUUUGAGGUCACAGCAACAGCUGUCCAGCUGUGUGGUGAUAAUCACAGCUGAGUUUUUAAAAGACAUUCAGCCAAAAUUCCACAUUUCAUUUUAAUGGGUUUCAUUUUUUAAGAAAAAGUGCAAUUGUACAUCCUUGUCAUAUUAUUUCAGGUGGCUGAGGGAAGUCUGUCUCCCUUUGUACAUUUCUGUGACCACCCAUACAAGUUCAGCGCAGUCAGCAUCUCAGAGGUGCCAUAGACGACUCUCUCUCUCUUUUCUCAAUCAGUAUUAUUUCAACUACUGGAAAAUGUUUAUGGCAAUGAGUCAGUCAGUGGUAGAAUUCCUCCUUGUGGUUUCUUUCCAUUGCCAUUUAGAGAAGAUGACAGUCUAAAGAACUUAUAUUAUUUGCCUUGCAGAGCUGGUUGAGGGGAAAUGCUGCUCAUUAAAUUGCACUGUGAGUGAAUCAUGUUGUGAUAUUUCAUGUUUUGUGCUCCGGUUGUGGAUUAAGCCCCAGUUUUAUUUCGCCCAGAAGUCACAAAGGUUGUGUAAAUAAUCCAUCUGCUCAGCUGCUACUGCUUUUGUUUGUAGUUCAGUUGAACUGCGCUCCUCAACAGUAGCUGCCACACCAUAAGUUUUAUUUUCUUUGCCGAUCAGAACGCUUUUGUUUUUCAUUGAGUGUCAGUGUUCUUGACAGUAUGUGAUUUUAAUCAAACUUGUACUUCUUCUGAUUUGUAAAACAAUGACUGACACCUUCAGUGUCUGACAGUCAGCUCAAUGUUGUCUGUGUACGAUUUGCCAGGACAUCUACAAAUCAAACCUGGUACGCAGCCACUUAUGCAGUUUCAGUGCAGAAAGAAACCUUGAAUAUACUGUAUAAUGUUAAAAAAAAAAAGUUUAGACUGUAUAGUUAUUUUAUAUAUAGAUUACUUAUGUUAUAUGAUUUUAAAAUUAAACUAAUUUUGUAACAGAUCAUGAAGUGUCUUAUUUGAGGAGGUGAGACUCUUUUUGCAUUGACGUUGUGGUAUCAUCACUUGUAUGGCUUGUUUUCUUUCUGUAUUUACCAUCAAAAUAAGCUUUAAAAAUACUGUUAAUAUUGUUUUAAAUAACAGAUUAUGUUUACAUUCUAUAAUACCUUUAUUAUGUUAUACUGGAUUAUUUAUAAAUCAAGCUGAAUAUUGUGAAAUAUU